AUGGAUUACGUGGGGGAUGGUAAAGACCUCGCUUCACGUCAGAAUGCCUUGCAUGACUCUGAUGGGCUUAGCCACUAUCAAAGAAGUUCACAGAAGGCUCGUGUUGCGCGUUACAAGCCCAAAAUAAGCAACCCUUUGUCCUGGGUACGCCUGAGCAUUCGCAAAGCGCUCAGGCUGAACGACCAUGGCGUUACCAACCAAGCCUCUGUUAUGUGUUACAUCGAGGAAAUAGGGGCCUGUGUUACGCGUUAUGACCCUGAUGCCAAAUAUGACAUACCCAUGCCCCCUGAUCACAAUGAUAUCACAGCCACAUUUACUCCUCCCAAUGAUGCUUGGGCUAUUGGGUGUUUGCAGAGGCGGUUCCUGACAUGGACAUGA
Messenger RNA from Laccaria bicolor S238N-H82, 378 nucleotides. RefSeq lists its product as uncharacterized. NCBI's taxonomy places the organism in Eukaryota, Fungi, Basidiomycota, Agaricomycetes, Agaricales, Hydnangiaceae. The coding region runs from base 1 to 378 and encodes 125 amino acids. The record is from RefSeq and is a predicted model, not a curated record. The transcript is spliced from 3 exons.